Molecule: messenger RNA, 2710 nt
Organism: Loxodonta africana (African savanna elephant)
Lineage: Eukaryota; Metazoa; Chordata; Mammalia; Proboscidea; Elephantidae
Product: olfactory receptor 4D2
Exons: 1
Coding region: 853-1788 (311 amino acids)
Biological process (GO): G protein-coupled receptor signaling pathway
Cellular component (GO): plasma membrane
Molecular function (GO): olfactory receptor activity; G protein-coupled receptor activity
Source: RefSeq, a predicted model, not a curated record
AGGAAUUCUUUCUGCAAGAGAGAAAUGGUAAAGGAAGUCACAGAGAGGGUCACAUUUGAGAGGGUUUUUUUCUAGGUGGAAAGGACAGUGGAACAGCAUUACAGGAAACAGUGAUAGAAAUAAACAACACAUAGCAUGAUUGAGAAACUAUAAUUCAUUAAGCAGCCAAUGGUUCCUAAGAGCAGAGAUACUGACUAGAAAGGCUGAUGGAGAUUACAUUUUAUAGCCUCAUAUGACAUGCUGAGGGGGAUUUACAUGUUCAUAUUUAAGCAUGUUUUUCUACCCUGAUUUGAUCCACAAAGUAUUUGAUGUGGCUCCCAAGCAGCACUAGUGAGCAGCCACUGAAAGAUUGUAAGUAGGGGAGAGGCUUGAUCAGAUCUGAGUUUAGAAAGGUCACAUUGGCAACAGGAUAGAAGAUGGACUGGAGUGGAAGCAAAUGGAAGCAAAAUAUUAGAAUGGAAUGAUCUCUAACUGGUAAUAGAGUUAAUAGUCCAGGUUAGAAAGGAUGGGAGCUUGAGGCAAGGCGGGCAGACAGGAAGGCAAUGGACUCCCUCUCCUUGACAUCCUCUAUCUUCUUCUCUCUUUUCCAUAUCGGCCUGUGAAUUCUCAGGUUGCGUAUACUUCUAGAUGGCUUUAAAAUACCUCAGGAAUGUAUAUUCCAGUACCCAACAUAAAAACCCUCCAAAGAUAGGGCCAUUAAUCGACACCUAAUAUUAUGAUCUGCCCUUGAAGAUGCCCAUCAUUUGGACCUGGACAAACCUGUUCUGAGCCCCUAAGCAAUUAAAGGACAAAUAGUAACUUCAUGCAUCUGUGUCUGUGUCUUAUUUUCCUCAGGUGUGCGGAGAAAAUACUAUGGAUCAAAGGAACGUCACACAGGUAUCAGAAUUUGUCUUCCUGGGGCUCUCACAGAUUCAAGAGCUCCAACUUUUCCUGUUCCUGGUGCUUCUACUUGUCUACAUCACCACCAUCGUGGGAAACCUCCUCAUCAUGAUAACAGUGACCUUUGACUCCCAGCUCCACACACCCAUGUACUUUUUGCUCCGAAAUCUGGCUGUCAUAGACCUCUGUUUCUCCUCAGUCACUGCCCCAAAGAUGCUGGUUGACUUCCUUUCUGAGAAUAAGACCAUUUCCUACCAGGGCUGCAUGGCUCAGAUCUUCUUCUUUCACUUCCUGGGAGGUGCCACGGUCUUCUUCCUCUCAGUGAUGGCCUAUGAUCGCCUCAUUGCAAUUUCCCGGCCCCUCCACUAUGUCACUGUCCUGAACACUCAGUUUUGUGCGGGCCUGGUGGUAGCUGCCUGGGUGGGAGGCUUCCUUCAUUCUGUUGUCCAGUUGGGUCUGAUGCUCCCACUCCCUUUCUGUGGCCCCAAUGUGCUGGAUAACUUCUACUGUGAUGUUCCACAAGUACUGAGACUAGCCUGCACUGACACUUCCAUCUUGGAGUUCCUUAUGAUCUCCAACAGUGGGAUGCUAGAUGUCAUCUGGUUCUUACUCCUCCUGAUCUCUUACUCGAUCAUCUUGGUGAUGCUGAGGUCCCACCCAGGGGAGGCGAGGAGGAAGGCAGCAAAUACCUGUACCACCCACAUCAUCGUGGUGUCUAUGAUCUUCAUUCCAAGUAUUUACCUCUACACUUGUCCCUUCACCCCAUUCUCCAUGGACAAGGCUGUGUCCAUCAGCCACACGGUCUUGACCCCCAUGCUCAACCCCAUGAUCUACACCCUGAGGAACCAGAAAAUGCAGGCAGCAGUGAAGAGAUUAGGGAGGCUCUGGCUGGUUUGUAAAAAGCAGUGACAAUGUGUAGGUCACUUCCCUUUGCCUUUAUUUUCCCAUUUGUAAAGUGGAAAAAGCUACUAUAUCCUCUUUUCAUAGCUUGUGGAUGUGUUAUGAGGCUGGUAGAAGUGAAUGAGUUUUUAAACUAAGCAACUCAGGUUUUUAAGAAAAAAAAACAAUCAUUUUUGUUUAUGAUGGGUAAUUUUAACACUCCCAUGACAAUAAGAAAUGUUCACAUAGCCCCUGGAAACCAUAACCCCUCCUUCCAUUUUGGGGGGACAGUUUCUUCUUAUCAUGAGGCCAUUUCACCAGUAAGAGCAUUUCUAUUUUCUUAUUUUAACUUUUCAUUUGUUGCAAAUCUGGAGUGUUGGAAAGAGCACAGAAUUCAGAGUCCUAAGCCCUAAAGUGAUGACCUUUGUCAUGUAUUGUAUUGUGUCCCCCAAAAUAUGUGUCAACUUGGUUAGGCCAUGAUUCCCAGUAUUGUGUGGUUGUCCAUCAUUUUGUGAUUGUAGUGUUAUGUUAAAGAGGGUUAGGGUGGGAUUGUAACACCUUUCCUAAGGUCACAUCCCUGAUCCAACGUAAAGUAAGUUUUCUGGGAGUGUGGCCUGCACCACCUUUUAUCUUAUAGGAGAUAAAAGGAAAGAGAAGCAAGCAGAGAGGCAGGACCUCAUAUUACCAAGAAAGCAGAGCCGAGAGCAGAGCACCUCCUUUGGACCUGGGGUCUCUGCACCUGAGAAGCUUCUUGACCAGGGAAAGACUGAUGACAAAAACCUUCCUCCAUAGCUGAUGGAGAGAGAAAGUCUUCCCCUGGAGCUGAUGUCCUGAAUUUGGACUUGUAGCCUACCAAGCUGUGAGAGAAUAAAUUUCUCUUUGUUAAAGUCAUCCACUUGUGGCAUUUCUGUUACAGCAGCACUAGAUGACUAAGACAACCUUGGAUGAGCCA